ACGGUUCCGCGCAAAAGCCGCCUUUUGCUUGGACUUCAACAGCAACAAAGCAACAGCGUACUGAACAACGCUGCAGAUAACCGGGAUACGCGAAUUUACAAGAUCGUCGAAUCGAGUUUGCCACUAUUGCUAGCGAUGAAACCGAUCGUAGAACAGCGUAACAGCCUGCGUACGGGAUCGGAAAGUUUGGUACGGUCAGCAUCGGAUUCACCUUCACCGCUGCACCGAUACAAUCUGCGAAGCAAAGGUCCUCCCCGAUACGUCCAAUUCUCCGACACGGAGUGUCCCAUUUGCCUCGAAGACUAUAAAGCGCCGGUGAUAGUAAACUGUGGCCAUUCGUUUUGCAGCAAUUGCAUCGAGAGGUGUAUUAAAACGGGCAUGGCUGAGAUAUGUCCCAUCUGCAAAGAUAAGCUAGUUCGGCGGCUAUUCCUGUACAAUUCCGAGUACACGAAGCAGGUCCUGACAACGACAAAUGCGGAACAUCGAAAAAGUGUAGCCAACGUACCGAAGGCUCCAAAUGGAAAGCAAUCCACAUCCAAACAGGCGGAUAGACGAACGGUUAUAUGAAAGCGAAAGGUGCGUUUGAAACGAGACACCCCUUAUUGCCUUUGCCCUCUUUGGUUCGAGCGUCCUGGGCGGUUGGUUGGUUGGUGAUGUACAUAACGUAGCGGUAGGAGGCUAAAAGAUCUGUUUGUUGUUUUUUCGGCUAAGUUACGCGUUCCUUUAGUCCGUUAUCGAAAGAUGCAGACGCUAGCGGGGACGAAAUUGCCUUUGCUUGUAAAUACUUGUAAUCCAACUAUGUACAUUUCAUCAGCUGGAUGGAAUAAGGGAUCAAAUCGCAAUUUAUAAUGUUGAAGUUUGUCGAAUUCUGAACACCGUGUAUGCGGUUGGAAAACACCACAUAUGUCUCUCUCUCUCUUCCAUCAGUAUGUGAUUACUAUACAACGUUUAUAGUUCAAGUAUCAUAAUAAUAAUAUUAAGAGGGUGCUAUUGUGCCAAUGUUACAACAAGCGCGUACUUAUUCUGGCCCUCGUAUACAGGGGAGGUUAUACAGUA
Molecule: messenger RNA, 1056 nt
Organism: Anopheles stephensi (Asian malaria mosquito)
Lineage: Eukaryota; Metazoa; Arthropoda; Insecta; Diptera; Culicidae
Product: LON peptidase N-terminal domain and RING finger protein 1-like
Exons: 2
Coding region: 136-567 (143 amino acids)
Molecular function (GO): metal ion binding
Source: RefSeq, a predicted model, not a curated record